GUGGAGGCAGGGGCAAAAGAGGAACAUCAGCACCGAGCUCCCCAGGUGCCUGGCCUCCUGCCCCGACUUGACUUGGUGACAAACCAGAAACUGAAACUUAGUCUCAGGAUUCCCAGUUUACAGUCAGAGAUGAGUCACUGCUAAGAGCAACUGCAGUAGCUGAGAAGUGGCACACGAGAGGCAGACGUGAGCUGAGGGCAGAGGAAGCAAGCAGUGCGUCUGAGGGUUCCGUGGAGCAUGGCGCGUGGUUUUGAGGUGGUGGCCAUGGACUGCGAGAUGGUGGGGCUGGGGCCCAGCCGGGAGAGCGGCCUGGCUCGCUGUAGCCUUGUGGAUGCCCACGGUGUGGUGAUCUAUGACAAGUUCAUCCGGCCCGAGGGCGAGAUCACCGACUACAGAACCCCGGUCAGCGGGGUCAGGCCUCAGCACAUGCAGGGGGCCACGCCCUUCGCCGUGGCCAGGCUGGAGAUCCUGCAGCUCCUGAAGGGCAAGCUGGUGGUGGGCCAUGACCUGAAGCACGACUUCAAGGUGCUGAAAGAGGACAUGAGCAGGUACAACAUCUACGACACGUCCACUGACAUGCUGCUGAGGCACCAGGCCCACCUGGACCACUGCAGGCGGGUCUCCCUCCGGGUGCUGAGCGAGCGCCUCCUCAAGAGGCGCAUCCAGGUGCGUGUCUACUCUCCCCUCCCAGGCUGGGCCACCUGGGGCUGCCUCGGCCAGGAGUACCUAGCAGGGUACCCGGCGAGGCAUUACUCAGCCGUCCGGUCCUCUAAGAAACCCCAGUGGCCCCAGGGCAAAUAUUUGGCCCCAAAGAUGCACUCACUAUCUUCCCCAUACUUCUGGGAGGCUGAGUUCUUGUGAGAGAGAGGGUUGUAUUUGGGCUCCCCCAGAAACAGACCCCGAGACAAGGAUCUGAGUGAAA
Trichechus manatus latirostris (Florida manatee) is the source of this 922-nucleotide messenger RNA. RefSeq names its product interferon stimulated exonuclease gene 20 (gene ISG20). Gene Ontology annotation, molecular function: exonuclease activity; nucleic acid binding. Bases 238 to 861 code for a protein of 207 amino acids. Gene Ontology annotation, biological process: defense response to virus; RNA catabolic process; DNA catabolic process. Gene Ontology annotation, cellular component: nucleus. The record is from RefSeq and is a predicted model, not a curated record. NCBI's taxonomy places the organism in Eukaryota, Metazoa, Chordata, Mammalia, Sirenia, Trichechidae. The transcript has 3 exons.